Molecule: messenger RNA, 1614 nt
Organism: Arachis ipaensis
Lineage: Eukaryota; Viridiplantae; Streptophyta; Magnoliopsida; Fabales; Fabaceae
Source: RefSeq, a predicted model, not a curated record
AUGUCAAGUGAGGAAGAGAGUUUUCUUGCCUUAGUGCAUUGCUCUGGGAAAAUUAAAAAAAGCAAAACCUAUGGGGUGAAGUUCACUGACAGAGGACCACUGAGUGUUUUCAUCAGUUCGUCAAGCACUUUGUCAGAUUUGAAAAACAGCAUCUUGCAGAAGCUUGGCGUGUUUGGUAGCAAGUGGGUGAAGAAACUAUUCUACAAGAUUCCCAUCGCAGUUGUCUCGACCGGUGUUAAGUAUGAUACCUUUGUGCUAGCGACUGAUGAAGAUAUUAGGGUUUUGUUCCAUUGUGUAAGGAGUUUUCCGGAGAUCAGAAUCCACGAGUUGUUCGCGAAGUUGGAGGUCAGUGUCGAUAGUUCUGGGGCAUCCACUCCAGUUCCUAGCUCGACUGCCGCGGGAGGUGCGUCUAGUUCGAUGCCUGCGAUCAGACCGUAUCUUCCGCCAGUAGCAUCCCCUUCAUUCGCGGCUGAUUUAGACCGAACGGAGGUUGUUGGUUCUGUACUUUUGGAGAAUGCAGGAGUCUUUGAGCAGGCUUACGUUGUGGGCACCGGUGGUGGCCUGUUACCUUAUAUGGAAGGGGAUGGGGAAGGGGAUGGUGAACCUGAUCGAGUAGAGAAUGCAAUGUGUGACGAUGACUCUGACCAGGAGCCUGUUGAUAUCAUAGGGGACAGCGACGAUGACACAGGUGCCAAUCCACAUGUGCAGCAUCGGCCUUCAAGUUCUGCUUCUCAACAGUACCCUCUACACUUCUCCACACUAAACUUUGAGGCUCUGGGCCAACAGGAGGACGGUGGUAACACAGUCGGGGGCUCUUCUACAGAAUUUCAGAUUGGGCAAUCAUUCCAGAAUAAAGAUGAGGCUGUGUUGAGUGUGAAGGACUAUAGCAUCCGGCGAGGUGUUGAGUACAGAGUGAUCAAAUCAGAUCAUCUGAAGUAUCAUGGAAAAUGUAAGGAAUUCGGCAAGGGUUGUACUUGGUUGAUUCGCGUAGCGCUGCUUGCACGAAAGGGCACUUGGGAGGUUAGGAGGUACAACGGGCCACACACAUACUUGGCAACCUCUAUUUCCAGUGAUCAUCGUCAGCUGGAUUACCACGUUAUCUGUGCGAAGAUUCUUCCAUUGGUUAGGGCAGAUGCUGCGGUUACGGUAAAGGUAUUGCAACAAGCUACAGAAGCCGAUUACGAUUUCAGGCCUAGUUACAGGAAGGUUUGGAUGGCCAAGCAGAAGGUAGUGGCACAAAUAUAUGGAGAUUGGGAAGAGUCGUACGUGGAGUUGCCACGUUGGAUGCUAGGGGUACAAUCAACAAUGCCCGACCAAGUUAACAACGUUUCUGUUUGUCCCACGACAAAGACAUCUAUACAACCAGGCCAGUGCAGCCGAGCCCCAGCUAUAUCUGCCCAAGUCGUCCAACGAUGCCAAAUAAGGCAACCAGCGAAGGUGGACCCGGUUUGCAUUCUUGUCCGCAAACAGCUGAGAGGACAACAGCAUCAGAAUAUAGGCACGAGCGUAUAUACGCACGGUCUCAUCGCUAGCAUCUGCUGCGAGAACCCGGAACCUCUCAUGGAACUAUGUGUAGCACACUGUCAUCUGCUUUACUUUACUUUGCGAAGGUAA